UUACCCACAAUUCCCCCACCACUAAUAACAUGGCGGCCUUCACGAGGUACAUGUGUCUUUCAAGGAGGAUAAAUCUAUGCUAUCCAAUAUUGACUCAUCAUUUUACCUCAGAAUCGCGUUUGAAAUGCACAAUCGUAAGAACUUUAAUGUCCAGUAAUGAUUUAAACACACUCUGUGUCCGUCUGGAGAAUGUGAAACGACUUUUAAGCACAGAAGCCGAUACACCUGACCGUCGAAGUGUCCGGAGUAGAAGCACUUCCGACCUGGGUUCCCUCACAAGCGACAUCCUUAGUUCCAAUAUCAAAGCUGCUUCAGGUUCUUCACCUUCGAAAGAUGGGGCUACAGAACAGUCCAGUUCUUCUUCAGGAUCUAAAAAGGAAAAAUCUUCGAGAUGGACCGGUAAAAAUGCAUGGAAGUUAGGUUUACUGUUGCUCGGAGGUUGGGCUACCUUGACGACCGGCGUACUCAUUAGUAUUUGGGGAGCCCCUGCAGUGGAUCCAGAAGGGAACGAAUUCAAAGAUGAAUUUUCUGACUUAUGGUUUGUCCAAGCUUAUUUAAAGAGAGCGUUAAAGGAAUUUCGUCAAUACAAACAGAUGCUAAAAGACCCUUCUCGAGAAAAAUUACUGCCUGACCCUUUGCACUACCCCUAUGCUCAGCCACCUUAUACUUUAGUUAUAGAAAUGACCGGUGUCCUUGUACACCCUGACUGGACGUAUGGCACUGGCUGGAGAUUUAAAAAGCGACCUGGUAUAGAUUAUUUAUUAAAACAAGUUGGUCCGCCUUUAUUUGAAAUCGUAAUUUAUACUUCAGAACAAGGAUAUAAUGCUGACCCUAUAGUGAAUAAUCUCGAUCCCAAUGGUUUUAUCAUGUACCGUCUUUACAGAGAUGCCACUCGUUAUAUGGAAGGCCAUCAUGUUAAGGAUCUUUCUUGUUUGAAUCGAGACCUUUCCAAAGUAAUCAUUGUAGACUGGAAUGAAGAGGCAACCAAACUUCAAAGACAGAACAGAUUUCUACUAAAACGGUGGACAGGAGAUGAUAAUGAUCGAACACUCAUAGACUUGGCAAACUUCUUAAGAACUUUGUCAAUGUCUGGCGUUGAGGAUGUACGGUCAGUUCUACAGCAUUAUAACCAAUUUGAUGAUCCAAUCGAAAGGUUUCGAGAAAACCAGCGAUUACUUCAGACUUAGUUAAACAUCAACAAGAAACGACUCACCGACAAAGGAACAAAACCACAGCAAGG
Octopus bimaculoides (California two-spot octopus) is the source of this 1240-nucleotide messenger RNA. Its product is annotated as mitochondrial import inner membrane translocase subunit TIM50. The record is from RefSeq and is a predicted model, not a curated record. NCBI's taxonomy places the organism in Eukaryota, Metazoa, Mollusca, Cephalopoda, Octopoda, Octopodidae.